GAAGCUGCGGCCCGGCGGGAUGGAGGAGAGCAUGGAGGAGGAGGAAAUGCUCACCUACGAGGCAAUGAUGGACGACCAGAAUCACAACAACUGGGAGGCCGCCGCAGACAGCUUCCGGCAGCCUCCACCGGCCCCGCCGCUGCCCCCGCCGCCGCCGCCGCGGCCCUCGUCGUCCAUCCCAGAUCCUGGCCGAGAACUCCCGGGGGGACAGCUGCUAGCUGUGCACGCGGGCUCCAUGGACAGGAAGGGUCCUAAGGAAGGGCUCUCGAUGGGGCCUCCGCCCUUGCCGGAGUCAAACGGGGUGAUUAUGAUGUUGAAGAGCUGCGACACAGCCGCCGCGGUGGCCAAGGCGGCUCCUGCCCCCACCCCCAGCUCUACCAUCAACAUCAACACCUCCACCUCCAAGUUCCUAAUGAAUGUUAUAACAGUUGAAGACUAUAAGAGCACAUACUGGCCAAAAUUAGAUGGUGCCAUAGAUCAACUUUUAACCCAGAGUCCUGGUGACUAUAUACCUAUAUCCUAUGAACAGAUUUACAGUUGUGUGUAUAAGUGUGUGUGCCAGCAGCACUCAGAACAGAUGUAUGGUGAUCUGAUUAAAAAAAUAACCAGCCACUUAGAGCGAGUCUCCAAGGAGCUGCAGGCCAGCCCUCCAGACCUCUAUAUUGAAAGAUUUAAUAUAGCUCUGGGACAGUAUAUGGGAGCAUUGCAGAGCAUCGUGCCUCUUUUCAUAUAUAUGAAUAAGUUUUACAUAGAAACUAAGCUUAACAGAGACUUAAAAGAUGACCUUAUAAAACUGUUUACGGAACAUGUUGCAGAGAAGCACAUUUACAGCCUAAUGCCUUUACUUUUAGAAGCCCAGUCAACACCAUUUCAGGUCACACCUUCAACUAUGGCAAAUAUUGUGAAAGGCCUGUACACUCUCAGACCAGAAUGGGUUCAGAUGGCUCCGACAUUGUUUUCUAAGUUUAUUCCAAACAUUCUGCCCCCGGCUAUGGAAUCUGAACUUUCUGAGUAUGCUGCCCAGGAUCAAAAACUUCAAAGAGAACUUAUACAGAACGGUUUUACCAGAGGUGACCAGUCCCGGAAGAGAGCUGGAGAUGAGUUGGCUUAUAACAGUCCAUCCGCUUGUGCAAGUUCCAGGGGAUAUAGAUAGUGACUGUUGAACUACGUUUCUCCCAAGAAAAGACACACUGGAGCUACAGAAACUGUUCCAGGCACAGUGGGGCCUGCACCACUCAGGAGCUCUGUCAAAGGCUGUUCUCAGAGAGGAUACCAGACUUCUUUCUUUGAUUUUCAGUUUUUAAAAACAAGAACUAACAAAAACAAUUGCUGCUAGACUGGGGGGUGAUUUUGAAAUGGGACAAUCUUAUAAUCUACAGAGCAAGUGUCUUGGAGAGAGGCCAUUGCUAAAGUGAAGCUCAACAUUUGAAUCAGCUUCCUCCAGAAAUACAAGAAAGAAAGAAUUUUUUAAAAAGCACUUGUCUUGUUCAUUUGUGGACUUGAAACAUGGUGUCUCAUGUCAAGAUAUCUCUGCUUAAAACUAAGCAGAUGUUACAAUACAGUGUUUUCACCCAUGCCCCAAACAAUCUGUUUUAAAUUCAGAUUGGUCCAUGUUUAGCAAUUAGUCUUGUGGAGGAAAAUGCUAACAACUGCUUUCACUAUUACUUUCCCUAUCAAUUCCCGUUUUCAACUGUGUGCCUUGAGCUUUGUGCACUUUGCAGCUAUGUGACCAUGUCAUCAAUCUCACAAUGCUUCCCAGAGAAGUUGAUAUCUUGAACUGGCCCACCAAAGCCUCUGGUAUGGCUUUAUGUUUGUAGCAGAACCUGAUUGAGAAAAUGGAAGCACUAGAGGCUAGUCAGAAUUCACCCUGCUGUCUCAGCUCUCAUGGUGACCAACUCUUACUGAGUGGUUUCCAUUCUGCUAUCCCCUGAUCUCAGCCUCCAGUAGGGUGGAGCCCUCCCUGGUUUCAGGCUGUGAUACUGUAGAGAUUACCCAACAGUGGGGGCUGCUCCCUGAGUUCCCUCUUGAGAUGAAUAGUUUUUAAACCCAAGUAUGGUGAAUAGUUUUUGGUCCAUCUCAUUUUAAUGGGUGUAUUUAGUACGUAUAAAAGGUCGGCUCCACCCUGCAUCUUGUAAACAUCAUGUUUGAUAUUUGCAACAGGGAGAGUUUGCGCUGUUGUUUGAAGGCUCCUUUCAGCUGUGGUAAAGCUGUGUUACCUGUUUCACUACACCAACAGUGCUCUUUAGUUCUUCACAAAAGUCUGAAGCUUAUCUAGUUGUGUUUCAUUAAUAAAGAAAACUAGAUAGACAAGGGAAAAGUAUUUUUCUCCUCAAAUUUGCUUGAAUGUGAAGUGAACAUUGGCUUUGUGCUACCAGGCUCCAUCUGGCAGUGAUGCUGACCAUUCAGAGAAUGCCCCCAAGCUACUGCUACCAACUCAGUGGGCAACAGAGUUAGAAGUGGAACACCAGGGACAAGAACAUUACCCAGUAGCAGUCCUGUUUGUAAACUAUGUUCCAGGGGAGGAAUAGUUAAGAGCUAACAGCUUGAUUCUUUCAGGUACUUGUCUGCAGUUGGUAGAGUUUAUGGGGGUUUAAUUGGCUUCAUUCCAUUUGGGUUAUAUUGAAGAACUUGAGUUAGGGACAAGUGGACUCUUAUUAUGGUCUGCAUAGCUUUUUCUGCUCUAAUGUGGAGGGAAAAUUUUUCAUUUUAUCAAAAAGCCCUGUUUACUUUUCUGAUGGAAUGCUUACCACAGAGUUGUAAAUAUCAUUUGGAACUGGUUUCUUCUACACAGCUUUAAUAUUUUUGACAAUAGCAAAGUUGGAACAUUUCUUGAAACGUAAUAGGUUAGUGGUUUGUCCGGGAGAGAGUGCUCUUCUUUUUCUCCAAAAGAACUUUCCCUAUAUAAAAGCAUUAUAUUAAAUAUAUUGGCAUUAAAGUGGGUGCUUUUGUGUUAGUAAAUUAAUGGAGAAAUAGUCACAUUAAUUCUGUGUUAGCACAAAAUAGGCAGAGGAAAGCCUGUAAAAUUCUCAUUCUCUGAGUCAAAGCUGGGUAUCACUGUGCUGGUACUGAAAGACGGGGAAAGUGAGUGUGCUCCUGAUGGAUGUAUCCUGGUGGUUAAGAAGGCUUUACAGUUUGUAAAACUUCAGGUGAAAUUGACACUUCUUGUUAAUUGAAAUCUUUACAGAAGUCUUAGUCUCCAACUACGAGGAAAUAAAAUCUGUUCCCUCUCAUUUUGUAAUUCUGAAAGUACUUUCUUUUCAUGUGUACUUGUAUUUUUGCUAGUACAAUUUUCUACCCCUGCUGAGGGCUGCUUUCUCAGUCAGAUCCUUAAAGGUCAAAUUGUGUAGAUCAGUUAGUCACUGCAAUACACUUGAUUUGGCUAAAUGGCUAGUGUGUACAUUUGCUAAAAGUAGGCCUUAAAAAAAAAAAAAAGCCAGGAGGGUCGUCAAUGGCUUGAAAAAGCAAACAGAUGUUGGUGUUGAGAGACAGUGCUCAUUUUAAAGGUUGACCUUACACUUGAGUAUAACUAAGUUAUCUGGUGACCUGCUGUCAUAACUACACUCUGACCUGACAGAAAUUAUUUUCUUGGGGGCAGAAAGUAAAAUUUAGUGCUCUGACUUGCCUAAUAGUUGCUAGGCAGGGUUAGUAAGAAGAAACUCUGACUUGCAUGCACAACUAGUAAUGACUGUGCAUUACUAAAACUUCUUAAAGUCUUUUAUUACAGGUCACUCAUUCCUCUUUUUGUCUAGAGUGAAGUUGGUAUGUGUGUAGGUGAGACUGCAGAGGAUGGAUGUCCCUGGUCAUGACACUGUGUAUGUCUCUAUUGCUCAGUCCUGUCUAGCUACUGCCCCCUUGUCGUUUACUUUGUCAGGUUGCAGAUUUGCACACAUGAAUGAUUCCUCAGGAACAGUUUCCAUACUCAGCUUAAUAUACUCUGUAUAGACCAAAUAGCAUCUAAAGUUAUCAGCACAAGAGGGUUCAUAGACCUACUAGCAGAGGUCAUAGUGAGCUUGCAAACAAAACUGGUUUCUGCAGUUAAUGGGAAGAGGAGCACGUAGAGUUAUCCCUAUAACCAGAGUAACCAACCUUCCAGAUUUUGUUGGCAUAUUGGGGCUAUGGUUUUUUUGUUUUUUUCUUUUCUGUUUCCCCUCUCACAGUAAUUAUUAACAUGGUUAAUAUGUAAGAAGAAUUGCCCUUGAGCUAAGAUUCAACUGUUUAUUAAGCAGCUAUCAUUUAAAUGAAGCAUUAUUCAAUGAAUAUGCACUAAUCUGAGAUAAUAAGAAACGACUAAAAAGCAAAACAAAAACCGUGCAUUAGCAAUCCAUCUGUUAGAGUUUGGUUUUUAAUAGUGUGUGUUCUUUAGCUUUUAGCUUGGAAUAUUGUUUGCUUUUAUCCUAGUGUAGGUCUCUUAGGGGGAUAUUAAAAUUCAAGGUUGGAAUGUGAUACCCUUAAGUGACAUCUGAAAGAAGUAUCCACUUUUUCUGUUGAUUACUGCUUUUCGUAAUACUGUGCAAAAUGUUCAUUUUUACCAGAAGUUCAAGCAGAAAUCAUAGGGGUUCAUAGAGAAAUGGCUCUCUUGUGCUUUUCAUUACCACAUAGAAAUUUUUCUUGGUUUCUGAUCCCUAGAAUAUUUGGAAGGAGGUGUUUGUUCUUUCCCAAAGGAAAUGCUCCCUCUCUGGUCCCCUGCUGCUUAGCUGCAGUCACUGCCUCCUCCCUCCUGCACUAGCUGAGACCUUAACAUAAACCUCCUAGAGCUAGUGAUGGGUCUGACCCCUGAGUGCAGGACCAAUCUCUGCCAUGAAGAUCUCCAUUUUAGGCUUGAUUCCAUUGUUAGAAGGGUGCUGCUGGAUUAUACCUCUGGGAAGGUCGGCAGCAUGGCACUAGGGGUAAGAGUUGAGCGAUUUGUAUUUUGUAUUUGUUCUUACAUAUUUACAUAUUGUGACUACUAAAUUCAGUAAGACUGGAUGUUCUCCUAAAGGUGGCAGUGCUCUUGGUUCUUCAUAGUCUUAUAUGUCAAUAUUACAGCCCUGGAUUUUCAGAGAAAUUAUUUAAACAUCAAGUCCUGGGAAAUUGGCUUAAACAAAUGCUUAUACAAAAUUAGGAGAUCAUGAGCAGGCUAAAGGAGUUUUCUACCCACUAGCAUAGCAGAACAAAUGAAACAUUGCUGUCUAUUCUCCUGACAUUUGUCAUAAGACAUGGCAAAUCUGGCACUGUCCUUUGCCACUUAUUUACAGAACAUGACUGAAGCACUUCCUGAGCUGGAGUACAAAGCUGCUGGCCUGGGCUCUCCUUAUAAACAUGGUGGAUUUUGAAUCACUCCUCUGUAUUAGGUAUAUAUAUUCUCACUCUAAAGUAUUGUGGUUAAUGAAGAAUAAAACUUGUACAGAUGUCAUUAAA
Molecule: messenger RNA, 5397 nt
Organism: Grammomys surdaster
Lineage: Eukaryota; Metazoa; Chordata; Mammalia; Rodentia; Muridae
Gene: Cacul1
Product: CDK2 associated cullin domain 1
Exons: 9
Coding region: 20-1153 (377 amino acids)
Biological process (GO): ubiquitin-dependent protein catabolic process
Molecular function (GO): ubiquitin protein ligase binding
Source: RefSeq, a predicted model, not a curated record